Argentina anserina (silverweed cinquefoil) is the source of this 1761-nucleotide messenger RNA. RefSeq lists its product as uncharacterized. The transcript is spliced from 3 exons. Gene Ontology annotation, biological process: DNA integration. Gene Ontology annotation, molecular function: nucleic acid binding. The record is from RefSeq and is a predicted model, not a curated record. Lineage: Eukaryota; Viridiplantae; Streptophyta; Magnoliopsida; Rosales; Rosaceae. The coding region runs from base 1 to 1761 and encodes 586 amino acids.
AUGGAAUACCUUACUCAUCCACCUAUUCUUAGACCUGCACAGCUUGGAAUACCGUUAAAGCUAUACAUCUCAGCUUCCCCUUACUCAGUAGCAGGACUCUUAGCACAGGAUGGUGAUGGAGAAGGGGGUAAGAAGAUUGAACAUGCAGUUUACUACUUGAGCCGAACCUUGGUAGAGGCUGGAACUAGAUAUUCGCCAAUUGAGAGGUUGUGUUUAGCUUUGUACUUUGCUGGUACCAAGCUCCGCCAUUACAUGCUGUCCUUCACUACAGUGGUGGUGGCACAAACUGAUUUAGUGAAGUAUAUGCUUACCAGACCUAUGCUUAGGGGUCGGAUUUGCAAGUGGAUCUUGGCGUUAUCAGAGUUUUCUUUACAAUAUACACCUUUAAAGGCGCUUACAGGACAUGCAGUGUCUGACUUUUUGUUGCAUCAUCCUAUUAUUGAGGAUAUCGAAGAGCAGAACUUGGUUGUUUCCUUUGUCCACACUCAGUCUUGGGUUCUGUAUUUUGAUGGCAGCAUCACUGAUCAUUUAUCAGGAACAGGUGUUGCAUUGGUUAACCCUUCCAGACGAGCAUCGGAGUUAUUAGACCAAUUUUCAGAGGUGGUGCUUGAUUAUAUUCCUAGGGAACGAAAUUUUGCUGCCAAUGAAUUAGCACAGUUGGCUACUGGCAUCCGCUUAGAAGAUGGCGUUCGCGAGAGGAUUCUGAAGGUUCAGAGACGCACGUUACCUUCCUUUAUGGCAAGGAAAGAAGUUAACGAUGAAUGGUUGGUUGUUGUUAUUGACGCUAUUGAUGUGGAUUGGCGACAAUCGAUUAUCCAGUACCUCACUGAUCCUUCUACACCGAUGGACAAGAGGGUUCGAUAUUUUGCUACUAACUACGUCCUUCGAGGCGGUGAACUAUUGCGCAGGACAGAAGACGGCUUGUACCUGCGAUGCAUCUAUGAAGCUGAGGUUAAGAGGUACUUACGAGAGAUUCAUUGUGGCAAUUGUGGUUCUCACCAAGCUGGUCCAAAGAUGAGAUGGCUCAUUCGUCGAUAUGGUUUCUAUUGGCCUACCAUGCUCAAGGACUGUAUCAGCUUUGCACAAGGUUGCAUCGAAUGCCAAAUGCAUGGACCCGUCCAGCAUGUGCCAGACGUUCCUCUGCAACCAAUAAUUAAACCUUGGCCGGGUCGCGGUUGGGCUUUAGACUUUAUUAGGAAGAUUCAUCCAAAUUCUUCCUUACAGCACAAGCACAUUCUACUGGCGACAUAUUUUUUCACCAAGUGGGUAGAGGCUAUACCAGUCAGGACGACAUCUUCAGAGGUGAUCACUGACUUUAUCUUCAAAUAUAUUCUCACCAGAUAUGGCAUCCCAGAGUGUUUGGUAGCAGACAGGGGGGCAGGUUUCAUGGCUGAGAAGACUCAGAAGUUCUUAGCUGGCUAUGGGAUCAAGUUUCUACAUUCCAUACUUCUUAUUGAGAUUAUUGUUCAGUCGCUGAGGGUUCGUGAGCAGCACCAGUUGAUUGGCGAAUACUAUGUCCAGGCUAUGUAUCAAGAACAUGAAGACUUGGAUUCUCGCCGGAUGGAGGCUCUCGACAACCUUAUGGCAGAAAAGCAAAAGAUAGCACGACUAUAUGACAAACGCACAAGAGGACGCAGCUUUGGAGUUGGGGACUUGGUUUGGAAAGCUUGUCUGCCUUACGGUGAGCGAGUUGAUGGUCGUGGUAAAUGGUCUGCUAAAUGGGAAGGUCCUUUUGUGAUAGAUCGAGUACUGGGUAAAUGA